CAAAUUCAAGAGAUGCGGCUACGCCGAGAGCGACGACGGCUGCACCGACAGAGGCGCCAGUUCUGCACCCACGACCAGGUGGCCUUGCCCAGACGCGAACGACUCGCCUGUAGCACGUCCCGAUGCAGCGCCGCCGGCUUGCCCACCCGCUUCCGACCGACUUUUUCAAGUGCCCCAACUUGACACAGAGCGAGACGGACGCAUUGAUCCAAACAGGCGUUGGUGCACUCAAGCACCUUGUGCUGCAUGCUCGGUUGGACGAUUCGAGUCCGUACAUGUGGAAGUUGGAGCGCGCAACGCAGGACUUGCAGGUGUACGUGGGGUCGGAUCUGAGCAAGGCAAAGAGCGACGUCGUGUUCAUGAGCGUCACGGAGCUCCAUGCGACGCUGGACGAAGCGGCUGCGCUGCUCGAAUGCGACACGAACGAGUCGUACCGCACGUUCAUGCAGCGGUACAACAAGGACGUGAUUGACUGCGCGAUGCUGACGACGCUCGCGCCGCGUACGCCCGAGUACCCCCGCAACUACAUUGGCCUCAAGUGGUUUGUGCAAGGGGCGCCGACGCCGUAUCGGAAUCGCGACUUUUGCGUUCUCGAGUGUUGCGACGACUUUUCGCUGCAGGGCGCGCGAGGAUGGGCUCGAGUGCUCCACUCGGUCGACGUCGACUGGGUUCCGUCACUCUACAACGCGAUGGGCAUUGUCCGGGCAGUGUUUCAAGCGUGCGGAACAGUCUUUUUGGAAACGAACCGCCCAGGUGUCCUGAAAGCGGCGCAGAUAUACCACGUCGACUUGAAGGGGAACUUUCCCAAGUGGAUCCUGCGCCUUGGCAUCAAACAGCGCGCGCGGACGCUGGCCGACAUGGACGCUUACUUUCGAGCUCAGCGCAUGACGCGGAUGACCAUCUUGCCGCAGCCAGACGAAAUGACCAGCCAUCAUCAUGGUCACAAGCCACCGCAAGACUUGCUUGACAUAGGGCUCAGCCUCGACAGGGCCGCGAACGCGCCCUUGUCGACGUCGUGGGUGUGCGACGGGUGCCGCGUCGCGUUAUCUCGGCACCGGACCCAGUUCAAGUGCCGUCGAUGUGGCCAGAUCAUGUGCCGGCAAUGCUGCCACCCAUGGGAGCAGCCGUCGACGACUCGCCAUGGCCCCCGGCCAUGCCUCUGUUAUCCUUGUUCGUCGGUCCCCACAGGGACAGCAUCGUCGUCGGCAUCGCCAUCGCACAGUGUGGACCGACCCCCGGAACCAUUGAGGCGAAUCCCUCGUGCGAGCAGCACCGGGCACACGCGGCCAUGGAACGAGAUGCUCCACGACGCGCUGUCGUCCUCCAUGCACGACCAGCCAUACGUCAGUAGGUUUCACGAACAGCAGAGCAGCGGAUAUGCACAUCCCGAGUCGUCGCCUUGGCUGCGGUCGCCGACGACCGAGUGUGACGAAGAACGCUAUGAUGGCGAGUGGUAUGAGCCGAUCGCGCUGCACGACGACAGCGACGACGAUGCCAAGCGGCCGCACGCUGACCCCGUCUAUGUCCUCGGCGACAAUAUCUCGAUCGUGUGCAGUGAGAAUGACAGCAAUUGCAUCAAGUUGUAAUGUCACGGUCGAUCGAGUCGUUGGAAAGUCGAGUGUGCACGUUCGAGUGGUCGACGCAUGCGGCCGCGCACGACGCGUGGCGGGGCUCGACGACGAGGUUGGCAGCCAUUUUCUGCAGACUGUGUGGGUGGCCUCGGCGGGCGAUGCGCGGUUCGCGCAGUGGCGCAGCAGCUCGACGCCGGAAACGCAGCAGCGUCUCCAUGUGCAUUGGGGCCGCUGCGAUUUGAACGGUGGGAAGUCGUGCGUCAUGCGAGGCACACGAUGAUGGAAAACAGAUGCGCGUACAUCAUAUAUAUUCGGCACUAAAUACGACUAUACCUUAAAACAGCGCCGAGUGGCGCGGGCCGCGACUGGAUGCAAUGCGUUCCGUGGCUGGUUUGGGCGCAAGCAGCGACUUGACGGGACCGUUCGAGUUGCGAGGACUGGUGGGUGUCAUGCUGGCGUCGUAGCCAUGUGGGGGGGUGAACGACAGGCGUCGG
Messenger RNA from Aphanomyces invadans, 2065 nucleotides. RefSeq lists its product as hypothetical. The record is from RefSeq and is a predicted model, not a curated record. The transcript has 3 exons. Bases 123 to 1586 code for a protein of 487 amino acids. Gene Ontology annotation, molecular function: zinc ion binding; lipid binding. Lineage: Eukaryota; Oomycota; Saprolegniomycetes; Saprolegniales; Verrucalvaceae.